Coturnix japonica (Japanese quail) is the source of this 1874-nucleotide messenger RNA. RefSeq names its product decapping enzyme, scavenger (gene DCPS). Gene Ontology annotation, cellular component: P-body; nucleus. Gene Ontology annotation, biological process: deadenylation-dependent decapping of nuclear-transcribed mRNA. The record is from RefSeq and is a predicted model, not a curated record. Gene Ontology annotation, molecular function: hydrolase activity; RNA 7-methylguanosine cap binding. Lineage: Eukaryota; Metazoa; Chordata; Aves; Galliformes; Phasianidae.
UGUGUGGGUAGGCCCUGCUGCCAUCCUGUCAUGGUUUAAUAAUCACAGCCGUGAGGUGUGAUGGUGGCUCUGAGCAGACCCUUGUUUGUGGGCAGCACAUGGAGGUUGUAAAGCUUGGACCUACGAUGCCGGGGCUCCGUGUUGGGGCUCUAUGGGGCUGUGGGUCCUCCGGCCGCCAGGGGGCGCUGUGGCCGCUCCGGCUCCACGCUGUCCCCGUGCGGCCAUGGCGGACGGGCCGGCCCCGAAGCGGCGGCGGGAUGAGGCCGAGGCGGCCCCGGUCGGCUCCUCGUUCCCGUUGGGCUCCGUGCGGCUGCGGCGGCUGCUGCGGGACUCGGCGCGUGAGAAGGCGGCCUUCGUGCACGGCCAGGUGGUCGGAGCGGCCGGGGAGGAGACGGACGCCGUGUUGAUCCUGGAGAAAACGCCGUUCCAGGAGGAGAAGAUCGAGGAGCUGCUGAGGAGACACGGCAAAAUGGAGCUGCAGAUGAGCAACGACAUCUACAGCACGUACCGCCUGCAGCCGCCCCCCGAGCUGAGCGAGAUAAAAGUGACGGUGGUGCACCCUGCCACAGAGAAACACCUUCAGAAGUAUCUUCGUCAGGAAGUGCACCUCAUCCGCGAGACCUGGGAGGACUACAAGAACAUCACCCUGCCCUUCAUCCAGUCCCAGAGCUUCAGCAUCCAGUGGGUGUAUAAUAUCCUGGAGAAGAAAGCUGAGGCUGAUCGAAUCAUCCAUGAAAACCCAGACCCUUGCAACGGCUUUGUUCUAGUUCCAGAUUUUAAGUGGAAUCAAAACCAGCUCGAAGACCUCUACCUGAUCGCCCUCAUUCACCGCCGUGACGUGAAGUCUCUCCGGGACCUCACAGCUGAGCAUCUCCCUUUGCUGAGGAACAUCCUGCAGGAGGGCAAGGAAGCCAUAACAAAACACUUUGGUGUGCCCGGCUCCCAGCUCCGCAUCUACCUGCACUACCAGCCCUCCUACUACCACCUGCACGUGCAUUUCACCGCCCUGGGCUACGACGCUCCGGGCUGCUCUGUUGAGAGAGCCCAUCUGCUGGAGGACGUCAUGGACAACCUGCUCCUGGAUGCUCAGCACUACCAGAAGCGGGCGCUGACCUUCCCCCUGCGGGCUGACGAACCCCUGCUGAAGAGAUUCCAGGAGGCAGGAAGGCAGCCUGGGCUCCUCCGAGGGGCUGCAGCAGGAGGACCCUGUGCCCAUCCACCUUCACCCAGUGAUCCACACCGUGGUGUUCAGCAGAGCCCUGUGUGUCUGCUUCCUCACCAAGGGAUGGAACCUCUGAAAGCUGCAUGAGUUCUCACUGCCAACCAGGGCUCUGGUUUCUGCUCAGCAGGGCUGCUGUGUAACGGAGCGGUCCUGAGUCACGUCACAAGAGAUGCCCGGGGCUUUGUUCUCAUCUGAUUAAUAGAAAUUCAGGUCAGGCCGUUCCCUGGUACCUUCCAGCAGCAGGGAGAGGCAGAACGUCUGAAUGCAGCCAACUCUUGUCAGAUUUGCUUAUUUUCCUGCAGAAACUCAGCGUGUGGUUGUUGGGGGGGGUUUAACCUGCUGGGGGAGCUUUGCCUUUUGUUCCACGUUUCCCACAGCCCCUGCAGCCCUACCCAUCCCCUAUUCUGCAGCCCUACCCAUCCCCUAUUCUGCAGCCCUUUCACUGCUGGGAUCCCCCUGUAGCCGUCCACCAUAAUUACACCGUGCUGUCGUUGUGCCACAGCUGGGGACGGGGAUGCUCCUCCAUCGUUGUGCCUUGGGAGCGUGGAACACAAGCAGCCGUUUGGGAUGCGUUGUUAUUGCCGGAGUUUUAUUGAACGCCGUUUAUUGUUUUCAGAUGCAAUAAACCUCGCGGGGGAACCCGAGAGACUGA